CCCAUGCUAACUCACCAGUCUGCAGGCACCGAUUCCUUCCGCCUCCCCAACCGGCCCUUCCAUACCACCACACACCUCUUCCUCCCCAAACAACCUGAUCGCCACCGCCGCCCUCGAACCUUCACGCUCACCCCACCACAGCCGCCCUCAACAAAACCCUUUCCCACUUCCUCCUCCUCACCGGCUACCACCAGCUCAACACCACCAUCACCACCACCAACAACCACCACCCUAACCGAGCACUUCCUCACCGCGAUGCGCCUGCUCACGCACCCGGCGACGGUCUGCACAGCAACAGACCCGCGCACCACGCCGCCGACCCCCCGCGCCAUGACCAUGUCGUCGCUGACGUCGCUGACGCUGGCGCCGCCCGGCGCCCCGCCCGUCGUGACCUUCAACAUCGCCGUGCCGAGCCGCACGUUCGACGCGCUGGCCGCCAGCGGGCGCUUCAACGUGCACGUGCUGCGGGGCGACGCGGCUGGCGCGCGCGUGGCGGACUGGCUGGCGCGCGGCAGCGAGGGCGGCAGGGAGGUGUUUGAGCGGUUGGUCGCCGCCGGCGGUGAUGGCGGUGGUGGUGGUGGUGGUUGCCCUGGUGGUGUUGAGGUUGAUUUUGGGGAGGGGGACGGGGGGCAGGCAGGAGAGCCGCCGGUUUUGAAGGGCGACGGGGUGCUGUGUGUGCUGCGGUGCCGGCUGCUGCGGGGGGAUGGGGCGGCUGGUGAGGGGUGGGUGAGGGUGAGGGAUCAUGUUAUUGUGCUGGGGGAGGUGCUGGAGGUUGUUGGGGGUGUGUCCAAGGAUGGGAGCGAAACGGGCGAGAGGUUUGCGCUGGCGUAUGCUGAUAGACGGUACAGGCAACUGGGGAAUUGUAUAACACCGGUGGAAAAGGAGGAGGAAGAGACGGUCAUAGACGAGUGAAAAGUGGGGGUCCUUCGAUCACGAAGACGUGUACGAUUGCGUGUUCUAAUUUCUACUCGGGACUCACUUGGCGACGGCGUCGGCGGGGCACUGCACGAGUCACUUGGACCUCUACAGGGAACACAAGCAUGGCACGAA
Molecule: messenger RNA, 1050 nt
Organism: Thermothielavioides terrestris NRRL 8126
Lineage: Eukaryota; Fungi; Ascomycota; Sordariomycetes; Sordariales; Chaetomiaceae
Exons: 1
Coding region: 4-912 (302 amino acids)
Molecular function (GO): riboflavin reductase (NADPH) activity; FMN binding
Source: RefSeq, a predicted model, not a curated record